This is a messenger RNA of Cercocebus atys (sooty mangabey), 1454 nucleotides long. RefSeq names its product NADH dehydrogenase (ubiquinone) 1, subcomplex unknown, 1, 6kDa (gene NDUFC1). Bases 1042 to 1272 code for a protein of 76 amino acids. The transcript is spliced from 5 exons. The record is from RefSeq and is a predicted model, not a curated record. Gene Ontology annotation, cellular component: mitochondrion. NCBI's taxonomy places the organism in Eukaryota, Metazoa, Chordata, Mammalia, Primates, Cercopithecidae.
UAGUAUUUUUAACGGUUUAAAAGUAACUUUUUUCCUAAAACUAUUUUACAGCUCCACCUACACUCUUAGUCUUAAAAGAAAACAAAACAAAAUGCCAAUAAGAAUUUCAGGGCAACAGUUUUCCGACACUGGAUGUGACGUUCUAAUAUUUUUCAACAUGAAUUCCCUAAAUCUGUAAGGCAUAUGGACACUUUUGUAAAAUCAAAGUUAGUUCAAAUGGAUGAUUAUUUAUUUCUAGAAAAACUGAAUCCCUAGAGUUGUUCUACUUUUCAAACAGGUGAAAUAAAUUAUAACUGCAGGGGAAAAGGUUAACACUUUCACACACACAUCCUAAAUUUUAAAAGUCUGAAAUUUGGCAAACACAGUUAAUUCUAUCAUAAGGAAAAGUUUGCGUGAAAGGGGUAACCCACAUACUAAAUGCCAAACAAAAAAUGUACUACAAUGUGUUAAUUAUAGUUCCCAGGCUACAGGACAUAUUUUAAAAUGUAAACAGUCCCAACAAACUUCAAUGCAUUUAUAGUUUUAAAAAAUGCAAACUGCACACAUUUGAAAUGUAGGGAAUAAGUCUGAGUUAGCGUCAACAAAAUCCUUCUCAAAAGUUCUUAUAUUCUCUUUUCUCUGGUGAGUUUUUGCAUGUGUUAAUACACUUCAGUGUAUAAGAAAAGUCUAGGUCUGGAACGUUUCAACUAAAGACUCAAUUUUUUACUUCCUACCGAACCGCCCCCUCGCCAAUGGGCCCCACCUCCCGAGAAGAGUGACGGGGUGGGGCUGUUUCCCGCUCGGAAACUAACAAAUAAAUGCCUCAUCCCUACUCCAGAAACGAGAGAACAAGGGAGGCAGAGGCACCGAAGACUCCAGUAUGCAACUGACUACAAGGAGACAGAAGGCUGAGGCCGGGGUGCUAGAGAACCUUGCGGUGCUGGAACUCACGUUGACGCCCCCACGGAGCUCGGCUGCAGAGCCCUGGAGUCCCGCACUUCCGCCCGCCAGGUGGCGCUGGUUCUGUUGCCGACUCGGAGAGACUGAGCCUGGCCACGCAAGAUGGCGUCGUCCGCGUUGCUGCGUCCUCUCUCUCGGCUGCUGGCCCCUGCCAGGCUCCCGAGCGGCUCUUCAGCGCGGUCAAAGUUCUACGUGCGAGAGCCGCUGAAUGCCAAACCUAACUGGCUGAAAGUUGGGUUGACCUUGGGCACCACCGUCGUCUUGUGGGUCUAUCUCAUCAAACAACACAAUGAAAAUAUUUUAGAGUACAAAAGAAGAAAUGGGCUGGAAUAAACUUUUGAAAUACUAACACAGUAUGCUCCGUAUAGUGAUUUUAGCUGUUCCUCUGGAUUCACCAUCUGCUGAGUUGUAAAUGUGAGAGAAAAAGUUAUAUGUGAAUAUAUACCAAGUCAGCAUUUGUAUUUUGCAUCAUUAAAUAAAAAGAAAUAAAAAUACUUCUGUAUUCUUCAGAUAAA